Sorghum bicolor (sorghum) is the source of this 1201-nucleotide messenger RNA. RefSeq lists its product as uncharacterized. The record is from RefSeq and is a predicted model, not a curated record. Lineage: Eukaryota; Viridiplantae; Streptophyta; Magnoliopsida; Poales; Poaceae. The transcript has 3 exons. Bases 1 to 813 code for a protein of 270 amino acids.
AUGGAGAAGUUCCCCGACGGGGCGCACUUGCGGUUGCGGCUGCGGAGCCGCGUGCAUGGAGGAGGAGGAGGAGGAGGAGGGUGCCUCUACCUCGACGCGGACGAGGAUGGGGUGGGGGUGUCCCUGCGCGAGCACCGCGCCUCGCUGAGCGUGGCGUGGCGGGUGCACCGGGUCCAGCACGGCGGCGCCACCCGCGUCCUCCUCCACGGCGCCGCCUACGGCCGAUACCUCGCCGUCAGGCCCGCGAACGCGCCGCCGCCGGGCCUCCGCGCCCGCCGCGCCUGCCGCGCGGUCCAGUGCGUCUACGACGCCCCCGAGCAGGAUGAUGUCCUCUGGGAGGCCGUCGACGCGGGGGACGACGACGGCGGCAGCGGCGACGUCCUCUUGCGCCACCACAGGUACGGCCUCUGGUACGACAACGGCGAGCCGAGCACGACGAUGCGUUGGGUGAUCGAGCCCAUUCCCCCGAAACCGGAGCCGCCAGCACUUCCAGCUCCUUCUCCCAGUGUAGGAGGCUUACGGAGGAUCCGAUACGUGCGGGCGGACGAUGACGGCAACUUCGCCCAGAUCGGCUGGGGCACGUUCGACUUCUGCGGCCAAUCCGUGUACCGCCUGAGGGGCGAGGUGUCGAUCAAACUGGCCGAGCCGUUCGCCAGCAUCGGCAUGACACUGUGCGUUCGAGCCGGCCUCUGCGGGCGGUUGACCCUUCUCGUCACCGACCUGCCUCGCAGCCAAGAGCCCAUGGACGUCGUCGUCCUCACCACCGGAUCACCAGCUGCUGAGGCGUUGGUGUACCCAGAUGCUGAUGCAUAGAGGUACGGUGCAGAACUUUUCACAACAACUUCUCAAUACAUCUCUUCAGAAAUCAGAAUUCUCACUACUCUGUGCAGCAAUGAGUUGAGGAUCGCUUUGACUUCUUUUGUUCAGAAAGUUUCAGAAAACUCAACAACCCUUUUGUAUUUGGUGCUUAGAUUUGAUACAUUCUGUAGACUAGAAGCAGUUUGAGUUGGCCUUUGUUUCAGAGCUUAUAAAAUGCUGAAAGAAUAUAUGGAAGUAAUGGAGAAUGAUUUGCAUUUGCAAUGCAACACGGAUUCUACUUACCAGGUUUUUCUGCGUGAUAACAAGAACACAUGUUCCCGCUUUUGUAUGUACCUUGCUCAAAAUCCUGAAACAUAAAACGAAUUAGAGUCCGUGUUUGUUG